CUUGCGCAGGAAUGUCCGUCCCACCCGUGCCGACGAGCUCAGUGCCUCCACCACCGGAGGCGAAGGCCCCAGCGUCGCAGCAGCCCGCGGCGACGGCGCCGUCUCCGGAGAUGGAGCAGACCCUCGCGUCCUUGACGUCGCACCGGUCGGUGCUCGGCUACAUGCUCCUCUCCCGCGGCCACCCCGUCACCAUCAUCCGGCACUCCGGCGUCGUCUUCGAGGGGGAGCAGGGCAAGAAGUACGCGCACAUGAUAGGCCGCGUCGUGGACAGCGUGCAGGGCGGGCUGGAGGAGGUCAGCGGCGACUCUGGCGACACCGACGAAGUACGCUUCAUGCGCAUCCGAACAAAGCGCCACGAGCUGAUGAUUUCACCCGACGGACGGUUUCUCCUGGCAGUGCUGCACGACCCGACGUCCUGAAGUGCCAAGUGCAUCCCGUCUCCAUCGUGCAUCGAUCGUCCGUCACGCGUUUUCGUUCUAUACCCAUGGACAUCGUGUACAGUACAGCUCGCACACCAGCAUCUGCGAUCCCCAAUAGC
This is a messenger RNA of Phanerochaete carnosa HHB-10118-sp, 538 nucleotides long. RefSeq lists its product as uncharacterized. Lineage: Eukaryota; Fungi; Basidiomycota; Agaricomycetes; Polyporales; Phanerochaetaceae. Gene Ontology annotation, cellular component: cytoplasmic dynein complex; cytoplasm. Bases 12 to 419 code for a protein of 135 amino acids. The record is from RefSeq and is a predicted model, not a curated record. Gene Ontology annotation, biological process: microtubule-based movement. Gene Ontology annotation, molecular function: dynein intermediate chain binding. The transcript is spliced from 3 exons.